CGUCCAGAAGACGUAUUAGACGUGAAAACGAAACAGCGUCAUGACAAAGACUGUCAAUGUUUUCAUUUGUCCACUGUAUUUUAUUGUUAAAAACAUCGGCUGAUACACUCAAUAAAAUGUCGAUAUUUCGGAAGCUAAUGCGGCGAAAAUCACAUAAAAUAGAAAAUGAAGACGUAAAGGAAACGGAACAAGAUACCCAAAACCUUGUUGAGUCCAAAUUAAGACUGGACAACGAUGGCGACUUCGAGGUUGAGAUUCGACAACCACCAUAUUCUAUGGACAAGAUAAAGUCUAAAAAUUCAAGGAAACAAUUGAAUCGACAGUCCACUUCCGAAGACGACGUUUACGGGCCUUACAAGCCUUCCUUUGCGGAAGAGGUAACGGAAGCGGAGACAGAACGGGAGUCUACGGAUAUGACAUCGUCCUCCAGCACGGAAGACGAAACAGAGUCUUUUAGAUUUGAUAACAAAACACUGAUUUUAAUAGACAAGAAUACCAGAAUGAUGUCGAAAUUAGAAAAGUUAAGAAAGCAAAGAGAUCGCUUGAAGCGCCAACAGAAUGAAGUCAUAUGUAUGGAGAAGGAGAUUCGCCACGUCAUCGACCUUAUAGCCAGGGCCAAGGUGGACACUGAAGCAUUGAAACACGACGCCCUGAUGAAAAAAUGCGAGCUUAAAUAUCUCGCAAGUCAAGUACCCGAGGGUUUCGACAUGGAAGCUCGUCAGAAGGCGACGGCGCUCUACAGGCGCUACAGCCACAUUCGGUCGCUCCCGGAAGCCAAGGCGCUCCUGCAGCACAUCCGGCAGAAAGUUCGGACGCUCCAGUACAUAGAGCUGCUCACGUACAACAAGGCGAUGGAAUUUCAACAUGGCUUGAAGAAGGCCAGCGUGAAAAAUGCCUUCAGCGAAAUGCUUCAGAAGAAUCCACAGCCGCUCGACGCCAUUGUCGACGCACUCCGCCGUACCUCCGAGGCGUCCAUGGCGAACACCACGACAAUGAGUGCGCUGAGUGCGUCAGCGACGACGGCGACGUCAAACAUAACAAGUAAUUCAGACGCGCAAUCCGGAUUGUCUAGCACUCCGGCGACCACCACAGUGACUAUCGAAUCGCAGGAGGCGGCGAUCGUGCCGACGUCUUACCCAGAUUCGCCCGUAGUGCAGUCGUCCCCCUCAACUCCCCCAGUACAGCCCGUGUUCGGACCUUUCUCUUUCCGGGCACCGACACUCGAGACUAUGAUAUAGUGUGCUCGAUUAUAUCCUCCCAAACACGCAGUCAUGAUAUCUUGCAAAAUGCAAUUAUUUAAAACGUUGCAGUAAUUGGAAACCAAUGUGAAGGUUACACUGAAAGUUUGAAUAAACAAACGGCAAAUUUAAA
This is a messenger RNA of Dreissena polymorpha, 1371 nucleotides long. RefSeq lists its product as uncharacterized. The record is from RefSeq and is a predicted model, not a curated record. Bases 57 to 1238 code for a protein of 393 amino acids. NCBI's taxonomy places the organism in Eukaryota, Metazoa, Mollusca, Bivalvia, Myida, Dreissenidae. The transcript has 4 exons.